This is a messenger RNA of Habropoda laboriosa, 524 nucleotides long. RefSeq names its product NADH dehydrogenase [ubiquinone] 1 beta subcomplex subunit 3 (gene ND-B12). The coding region runs from base 143 to 457 and encodes 104 amino acids. Gene Ontology annotation, biological process: electron transport chain; mitochondrial respiratory chain complex I assembly. The record is from RefSeq and is a predicted model, not a curated record. The transcript has 2 exons. NCBI's taxonomy places the organism in Eukaryota, Metazoa, Arthropoda, Insecta, Hymenoptera, Apidae. Gene Ontology annotation, cellular component: mitochondrion.
UUCACAUAGAAUAACCGCCGUGCGUUUGUAUUAGUUCUAGGGAUUUGGCAAAGAUCGAUUAAUUUACGCAAGCGUCAAACGUGUGUAUGUGUGUGUGUGCAAUUCUCGGUGAUUCUAAGAGAUACAAAUUUGUUGAAAAGAGAUGGGAGGUCAUGGAGUGCCAUAUAAAAUACCAAGUCCAGACAUAUACAAAGUAGAGGAUGUUCCAGAGCUCAAAUGGGUUCAAGAAGAACUAGCCAAAAAAGGAUUAAAAGAUCCUUGGUUAAGAAAUGAAGUUUGGCGUUACACAGCACUUUCUGGUACUCCCUUCUCACGAACAUUUGAAGGAUUGACAAGAGGUUUCAAAUAUGCAAUUCCAGCUUUCUUAAUAACAAUAGCUAUAGAGCAAGCUUUUGGAAUUACUUACGGAAAUGAUGGUGGUCAUGAUGAUCAUGGUGAUCAUGGUGAUCAUCAUUAAUGUUAUUCAAAGAAAUGAAUGAUAUACAUGGAAGGAAUAAAUAGCAUUAUUAUUCUUGUAUAUAUUA